Pleuronectes platessa (European plaice) is the source of this 828-nucleotide messenger RNA. Its product is annotated as L-rhamnose-binding lectin SML. NCBI's taxonomy places the organism in Eukaryota, Metazoa, Chordata, Actinopteri, Pleuronectiformes, Pleuronectidae. Gene Ontology annotation, molecular function: carbohydrate binding. The record is from RefSeq and is a predicted model, not a curated record. The transcript is spliced from 9 exons. The coding region runs from base 105 to 767 and encodes 220 amino acids.
CACUUUUUUUUUCAAAGGGGCAGAGACAGGUCUCCACCAAGCACAAUAAAUACAGGUGAGGCUGUCCAGUCACCAUCAUUGCUUGGACAGGAUAUUCCAAAACCAUGCUCCACUUCCAACUCAGCACCACACUGUUGCUGGCAACAAUAUGUUUGUUCCAGACAACAGUCUCCAUAGAGACAGUCAUCACCUGUGACAAUGGCAGAAAUGUCCAACGCUUGAGCUGUGAUACUGGAGUGGUCCGUGUGGACGCAGCCCUGUACGGACGUUCAAACCAGGAGACCUGCAGUGCGGGCCGACCUCCACAACAACUUGCCAAUACAAGCUGUUCUCAAAUGGGCACUGUGAAUGUCUUGAAGAAUAGGUGUGAUGGCAAGAAGGUGUGUGAGAUAAACACAAAUAUCGUCCGUACCUCUGACCCCUGCUUUGGAAUCUACAAAUAUCUGGAGACCAACUACACCUGUGUCCCAGCAAUUCGUGUUGUUGCAUGUGAGGGGUCCUCAGCACAUUUGUUCUGUGAUGUUGGGCAGGUGAUAUUGGUGAUAGGAGCUGACUACGGACGCCAUGACCAGACUACCUGCUCCUACAAACGGCCUGAAUCUCAAUUUAGGAAUGUGGACUGCUCCGGGCCCACUAGCAAGGUUGCUGACAGCUGUAAUGGGAAAAACAGCUGUACUGUCGAUGCAAGCAACAAUGUGCAUGGAGACACAUGUGUAGGCACUUACAAGUACCUGGGGGUGGCUUACCUGUGUGAAUAUCCUGUGUAGACUCCUGACAUGUUAACAUGCUGAUAUUACAUCGCAAUAAACAUUUGCAGAAUAAAAUAAA